AUGAAGAGAAUAUAUGAAGUGAUUUUAUUCAUAAAUGUGACAUUUCUAAUUCUUUUCUUAAUUCAAUUUGGUGAAGCGAGUGAACGAACACAAGUGCACAGGCAAAGGAGAUACUUAGGUUUUAGGAAUAUAACUCAUUUGUUUGUUCGUUUCAACUUUAGGGACAAUGUGAUACCCUGGAAUCAGUUAUUCGCAAAUGCGGCCGGUUUUCGCAUGAACUUUGAUGACCCCCCUGACUCUUUUCAUCCGUACCAUCAUUUGAGCCGACGUAGCGUUUAUAAAAAUAUAGAAAUAUUACUUAAUAGGAAUGGCUUGGACGGCUACCACUGUGUCCGACGGGCAAUAUGUGAUGUUAAUCGAAUAGAUGAACCGAACGGAAUUUAUCAUAAAAUUCUCAAAAUGAUAUUCAGACAACAAUCAUCGGAAACAGAAAAAUGGCACAAUAAAAACGAAGAAACUUGUCAAUUAUCGACGAACAAAUGUCCGUUCUCUAUGCUCCAAGUUUCAACGUACACAGAUAUUUAA
Molecule: messenger RNA, 525 nt
Organism: Vanessa atalanta (red admiral)
Lineage: Eukaryota; Metazoa; Arthropoda; Insecta; Lepidoptera; Nymphalidae
Exons: 4
Coding region: 1-525 (174 amino acids)
Source: RefSeq, a predicted model, not a curated record